Phalaenopsis equestris is the source of this 1138-nucleotide messenger RNA. RefSeq lists its product as uncharacterized. The transcript has 10 exons. The record is from RefSeq and is a predicted model, not a curated record. Lineage: Eukaryota; Viridiplantae; Streptophyta; Magnoliopsida; Asparagales; Orchidaceae. Gene Ontology annotation, cellular component: mitochondrion. Bases 163 to 1023 code for a protein of 286 amino acids. Gene Ontology annotation, molecular function: protein-containing complex binding.
AAACUCUACGUUCUCAUCUCUCUCACUCUGUCUCGACGUCUCGACCGCCUCGACCAAGGAAGUUAUCUACAUUCUUCCGCCCUUUCAGUUUUCACCAAUACGAUCUCCCAGAAACUAGAAACUCCUAUAUUGUCUUAAGCGAGGAGGUGAAGGCCUCGCAGAAUGAGGACGAUAGUUUCGCGCUUGAUUCAAUCACAAUCGUUGCUCUCUAGAUCAAGUUCACCAAGUUUAUUAUUGAGAAAUGCGAGGCUGCUGUCUACGGACUCAAAUAAAGUUAAUGAAACAAUUAAAGUUGAGGAAGCAGAAACAGUAAAACCAGACCCACCUGGACCAGAAAAGGUUCUUGUUUUGGGUGGAAAUGGAUUUGUUGGCUCUCACAUUUGCAAAGAAGCUGUUCAGCAAGGCUUCUCUGUUUCAAGUUUCAGCAGAUCUGGACGAUCAUCCAUCCGGGAAUCUUGGGCUGAUAGUGUUGUCUGGCACCAAGGAAGUCUUCUUGUCCCUGAUUCAUUGAAGGAUGUCAUGAAUGAUGUCAGUUCUGUGAUAUCUUGUGUUGGAGGUUUUGGAUCAUAUUCUCAAAUGUACAAGAUUAAUGGGACUGCAAACAUUAAUGCUAUCAGAACUGCCGCAGAGCAAGAUGUCAAAAGAUUCGUGUAUAUAUCAGCUGCUGAUUUCGGUUUGGUAAAUUAUUUAUUGCAGGGCUAUUAUGACGGGAAGAGAGCUGCUGAAGCGGAACUAUUAUCAAAAUUUACUUAUGGAGGUGUGAUUCUUAGGCCAGGAUUCAUAUAUGGGACUCGCCAAAUUGGGGGCAUGAAGAUACCCUUAGGGGUUAUCGGCUCUCCACUUGAAAUGAUCCUCCAACAUGCGAAGCCACUCAAUAAGGUCCCAAUUGUUGGCCCUCUCCUCACUCCACCAGUAAGCGCAACAGCUGUAGCAAAAGUUGCUGUAAGAGCUGCAACAGAUCAGGUUUUCCCUCCGGGCAUUGUUGAUGUCCAUGGCAUCCUUCGCUUCAGCGAGCAGAAGUGAUCUUUUUCCAGAAUCUGGCAUAAUGAGAAUAAUGAAUCAUGUAAUUGAUUAUAUGAAUAUAAUAUGUGUAUUUUUUUUUUUCUUUGGUCAGAUUGAGUAAUCAAUAAUUACUCAU